Molecule: messenger RNA, 1929 nt
Organism: Zygotorulaspora mrakii
Lineage: Eukaryota; Fungi; Ascomycota; Saccharomycetes; Saccharomycetales; Saccharomycetaceae
Exons: 1
Coding region: 1-1929 (642 amino acids)
Biological process (GO): regulation of DNA-templated transcription
Molecular function (GO): DNA-binding transcription factor activity, RNA polymerase II-specific; zinc ion binding
Source: RefSeq, a predicted model, not a curated record
AUGACUGGUCAAAAAAUCACAAGGAAAAGAGUAAUUAAGUCUUGUAAGUACUGUUAUGAACACAAGUUGAAAUGCAAUAAGGAAAAGCCAUGCUCAACUUGUGUUGGGUUAAGUGUCACAGACCAAUGUAUCUACGGAUUCAGUAAAACAUCUGUUGGCAAAGAGGACGAAAACCAACGUAAGAGUCCUCUUCGAUUGAAGAAUACCACACAUGGGAAGGUCAAGAAAUCAAAGAAAUUGAACACAAAUUCAGUAAUAUAUAAAUCUAAGUUCUCCUACCCAUUUUUCACAAGUUCAAUCAAUGAUAGAAUCAUAUGUGCUGAGCAUUAUGGUCAACUGACGCUAGAUAGCGUAAUUAGGCGAAAUGAAAUUACUAAAUUUGAUAGAUUUUCGACUCCCGCACGUAGCAUCGAUGAUGUUCUGGUACUGCUACCACCCACUCAAGAAGCUGCGAUGAGUCAAAUUGAGACAUAUUUUGCUUGCAUCCAGCCGAUUAUUCCCAUUUUGGACCAAGAUAGAAUUACAGAGAUUCUCUCAGAUGUAUAUCAGUCUUUGCAGGAGCGGAAAAAUGUGAAUGCUCUGAACAUUCUUCUCCUCAUGGCAAUCUUCUUUUGUUCCUCUUAUGUCGCUGUUGCAUCUGAGGUUAUUCCUGACUUGCUUUUAUGCAAUAAUUACUAUAAAGCCUACAGGUACCUACUGGAUGUUGCUGAAUUUCCAUUAAGACCCUUAUUAGAGUCUCUGCGUGCUUUUGUCAUUGUAAACUUUGUCAUUGACCCAAAUAUGGUUGCUGCAACUGGUUAUUCGAGUAUGUUGGUCAGGCUAGGCCAGCAAUUGGGUCUGCAUAAAAGUUCUACGUACAAGGACUUGGAUCUCAAAUUGUUGUGGCACUUUCUAAUAUAUAUUGAAGGUUCCUCUUCCGUAGUUUGCGGCUUUUCAUUCCUCACGCCAUCGCAUUUCAUGAGUUACGUGCCAUUGCAAGAGCUAAGUCACAAUAUUAAAACUGAUAUUUCCACAGCAUAUGCAAUUGGCAGGUACAAAAUUAAUGUUAUGUUUCGCCACACUAUGGCAUUGACCUCCAGCACACUUUUGUGCAAGGAGGACCUAGACAGAACGGAAAAGGGUAUUGCAGAUUUGUAUGAGGAUAUACGUUCCAUCAAUGAAAGUUUGCGAUGUUCAAAAUCUAAAUUCUCAGAUUACUUUGCAUGCACUCUCAACAUUUUUCUCUUCAGGUUGCAUCUGAGAUACUAUGCACUAUUAUGCUUACACUCCGAGAAAGACAAAAUCUUGCGUAAAAGCAGUAAAGAAGUAGCUGUCAUGAAUUCAAUGGAUAUCGAGAAAAUCUUAGAGGUGAAACAAUCUUUUAGAAAAGAUGUAAUUCACCUUUCAAUAUUGUUACUAUUUCACACGUGCAAGAGAUUAAUUCAAGCAGAUAUUGACAAAUUUGUCUGGUACACUCGGGGAUCAACUGUUAUGCAAUAUUUGUUCGUUGUUUUGAAGGACAUAUAUCAGCAUCCAACGAGGUCGUACAAAUAUUCCGAUUUUUCAUGUCCAAUUCAAGGCACAGUCGAUUCUGACAUUCGCGAAAUUAUAGAGACGGAUUCUGCCCUUUAUAAGUACGUUUUGAUUGAAGUUGUGUUGGGGUUAAUGGAAUUGAAAUUGGCAUCAUUAUGGAAUAAUGAAGACUUGUAUAAGUUCUUAUUAGUCAAAACACUCAAGGAAAAGGUUUGGCAAGCGUGCGAACAACAAACUACACAUCAUCGAGAAACAUUACACACACUUGAGAGGAAGACACUCUUUUGUACUGGCAUGAGGCAGUUGCAGAACAUGAAGAGUGUUAACUUCGAAGAAUACCUCAAAAAUUGGGAGUCAGAAAAGGCGCCGAUUGAUCUCGAAAAGAUACUCAAUAACUGGCUGCUGGACUUUCAAUAG